AACCCAGUUGAGCACUCGCCACCAACAUGUCCAGCCAGCAGAAGGAAUACCGCACCGUCGUAUCGAUCGACCCGUUCAAGCCCGCCAGCCAGCAGAAGGGCAUCACCAACCGGUGGCACCCCGACAUCCCCGCCUACGCCACCGUGGCGGAGGGCGAGAUCUUCCACGUCCAGUGCCACGAGUGGACCGGCGGGCAGAUCAUCAACAAUGACAAUGCCGAUGACUUGCAGAACAUCGACCUGUCAGGCUGCCACAACCUCUCUGGUCCCAUCGCCGUCGAGGCCGCGCAGCCGGGCGACGUGCUCGUCGUGGACAUCCUCGACGUGACACCGUUCCCGCAGAUGCAGUGGGGCUACACUGGCAUCUUUGAGAAGGAGAACGGCGGCGGGCUCUUCGCACGCGAGUUUGACUCGCGCGCCGCGAAAGCCAUCUGGGACUUUGAAGGCAUCUACGCGACAUCGCGGCACGUCCCGGGCGUGCGGUUCGCCGGCAUCCCGCACCCAGGCCUGAUUGGCACCGCGCCGUCCCAAGAGCUCCUGGACACUUGGAACAAGCGCGAAGCUGGCCUCUUCAACGCCAACAAGGGCGUCGUGCCCGAGGUCGCCCUCCUCCCAGGCAUCAAGGGCGCCUAUGUCGGCCAGGAGAAUAUUCCCCAGAAGGUCCGCGACAAGAUCUACGCGGAGGGCGCGCGGACCAUCCCUGCGCGCGAGCACGGCGGCAACGUGGACAUCAAGAACCUGUCCCGCGGCUCGCGGUGCUAUUUUCCAGUGUAUGUCCCCGGCGCCAACCUCGCCCUGGGCGACCUGCACUUCUCGCAGGGCGACGGCGAGCUGAGCUUCUGCGGCGCGAUCGAGAUGGCAGGCAUCAUCACGCUCAAGUGCCGCGUAAUCAAGGGCGGCGUCGCCAAGCUCGGGCUCAAGCAGCCCAUCUUCAUGCCGAGCCCCAUCGACCCAAAGUACCACGAGCGCAUCAUCUUCGAGGGCAUCAGCGUCGAGGUGAACGGGGACGGCACGCAGCACUUCAUGGACGCGACGGUGGCGUACAAGCAGGCCGCGUUGAACUGUAUGGACUAUCUCGGCAGGCUGGGGUACAGCCGCGAGCAGGCAUACCUCCUCCUCUCCGCCGCGCCAGUCGAGUCGCAUGUCGGCGCGGUUGUCGACGUGCCCAACGCCUGUGUGACGAUGGAGCUGCCCCUGGGUAUCUUCGAGCGCGACAUCAUGCCGACCGACGACGGUAUUGAGCGCAAGGAGUGCGGGCAGGCCGCGCUCCGGUCGGACGGGGUACGCUGCCUGCAGCAUCCAGAGUUGGCUCCGUGGCGGACGUAGGGUUGUGGGGGCGUGAAGGUGUCAAGUCAGA
Messenger RNA from Vanrija pseudolonga, 1356 nucleotides. RefSeq names its product Formamidase. Lineage: Eukaryota; Fungi; Basidiomycota; Tremellomycetes; Trichosporonales; Trichosporonaceae. The transcript is spliced from 7 exons. Gene Ontology annotation, molecular function: hydrolase activity, acting on carbon-nitrogen (but not peptide) bonds, in linear amides. Bases 27 to 1325 code for a protein of 432 amino acids. The record is from RefSeq and is a predicted model, not a curated record.